AUGGCUGACGCGCUGGUGAAGCAGAGACUCAUGAGCGGGAGUCGGAAAAUCCGAGGCUGGCUUGCCAACCGGCACCGGCACCAGCAAAACUGGCUGGCUGGCUUGCAGCUCAUGCGCCAUGCUUCGCAGCUGUGCAGAGGGCUGGCGGAGGCGGCACGCUCCAUAGAAAGGCCCUAUGUGCCUCGACAUAUUCCGCUGCCCUCCUCCAGCUACAGCGCUGCAGCUCAGACGUCCUCCACAUCCUCCGCCCCGGGGCCUUCUACGACUGAACCAAACUUCAGCCGAGCUGCAGCGCCGCAGCGCAAUGAUAGGCCUGUUGGAGUUUCUGAAGCUGUCAAUCCAUCUCUGCUGCCCUCAACACAAGAUCACUCCUCAUCCACAGCCAGUUACCUCCGCAAUCAGGUUCCGCGAUCAGCUGUCCUGCACAUCGAGCGACGGAACGAGGAUGCGACUUCACACACCAAAGCUGCGCCGCCAAUAGAGCCCGUCAGCACUCAGUCGGCAUUGCGGAAUACAGACAGUCUCACUCAGAACACUCGCCGGCGGGCCAAUGCAGGGACUCGCUUCACUGUCGAUGCUUCGUCAAAAUCUGCCCCAAGGAGCAGCACAAUCCGUUUAAGUACCUCGGACGAGCCCCAUCCGAAGCAGCUUUCCAGGGCACAGAGUAAGCUGAGUCGUGAAGGGGCCAAACGCGAUAUAGAAUAUGUCAAAGCAACAUAUCCGCAUCUCGACGAGCCACAAGCAGGCUUGCUUGUUCGCACUUCCUAUCAGAUCAACUCGCUGCGUUCGCAAGCUCCAAGCGCGGUCAUGGCGUGGUAUGAAGAUUUCGUAUGGACCACAGAACGCCAUUCGCAAAACUCGCAGAAAUCCGAGUCGCUCGAAAGUCUCUCGAUGCUUCUUCGGUUUGCCUAUCAAAGGAACGACUUGCGCUCCCUGCUGAGACUGGAGAGUCGGGCAAUGCGAAUUCCAUCGAUCGCCAAACAGUCUCGUGUCAACUUUUCUCCAACAGACACAAUUUCCAAGCGGAUGCGCGGACCAGAAGAGGAUGGUGUACACCUCUGGCCUAGCCCGAACGAGAAUCCUAUCCUUCUGGCCCAUAAUCUCAAGAUCGGUUUCGCAGCCAGGGAGGGCAACUGGGUCAGAAUCGAGCAGCUUCUUGACAGCGCGAGUCUUGCUGGACAAAGCUCUUCGAAAGCCGUCCGAGUUGGGCAUGACUCAUCGCUCAUGACUCGGUCAGCUUAUGUUUUGGAUGCGAUCGGUUGGGGAAUCCUUCUCCGCUUUGGAUUGGGCAAUGUGCAGAGGCACAAGAGCAGGAAUGUCGACGACACUCCUCGAAACAAUCAGGCUUUGCAGGACACGAAAAAGACCGACACCGUCUCAAGCACCUCUACAAGCGAUGUUCUCCUUCAAGACGAGAUUACCAAGGCUGCAGACGACGAGGCGCAGAUGCAGUCGAAACUUUCAGUUACCAAGCGUCUCUUGCCCGAUCUCCUGCGCUACACCAACGAAUCAAGCAGGCAUGUCCGGCCGGAGGGCACGUCUGCAACAGGGCCAGCGAAAGAGUCGGCCGCAAAGUUUGGAGGGGGGACCACACCAGCUUGGCUGCUGCAAUCGGUCUUGACACAGCUUGCCGAGAGAGGGGAGCUAGUAUCUACCAUCAAAAUUGUUCAGCUUGCGCUUUCUGAGGGCUCGAGCACAGUGAAACGUGACUCGACUCGAGAUGCCAGGCCCACUCAUAUUCUCAAUCUGGUGCUGAUGGCUUGCCACCGGAAUCACAAGGUCAACCUUGCCGAGACAUUACGAAUCUUCAACAGUCUUACAGGCUCGCGACUGGGCGAAAGCGUCUCGGGCUCAGCGGUUCUCGCUGAGCCGACCGUCAUCGAAAGAGGUCGGGAUCAGCAGAGCCCACCCUCCAAGUCACUGCAGAAGGACGCGGAAAAGGCCGAUGCGAUAGGUCGUCCCGCGGCGGAGGGACAGUCUGGGAUGAGGCCGAACGAAGAGUCGCUCGUCCUAAUUCUGAAAAAGGUGCGGCAUCCGCUCUUUCGGGCUUCGUGGACACGGAAGCUGGUCGCAGAGUUCGAGCGAUUCUUCCCACAAGUCAAGCUGUCUGGAAGGUCCUAUCGGAUGAUCAUCGACAAGUGUGUCACCCCUGGUUCCGCUUCCCAAUCGAGAGACACUGAAAUGACUGCGACUACGGAGAUGGACUCGACACGUGUCGCUGCGGAGCGCAUUGUAGCCAGUGGACGUCGAGGUCGACGAUUGCGCCAGGAAGCCGCCACCGCUUCCCAAAGCAUUCCUUCUGCUAGCAGCAGCAUCAAAGCAACAUCGCAUUCAGCCGGACCUGCACGCACGCCUCGACCGCCGAUCGUCAAGCAAUCCAUGCUCUCCACCACCCUCGACGAGAUCCUCAAUCGGUUCGACGGCAGUCGUCCCUCAUCGUGCUUCCACCUAUCGACGACCAACCGACGACGUUUCGAGCACACACUGUUGCGAGCCAAACGCCUCCUCCUGCAGAAAAAAGCUUCGCACCUGCACAAGCUGCAACCUUGCCCUACGACAACUGACACCUCCAGCGCGCAAGCGAUACACCACACAAGCGCCAUCUCGCAGAUCGACACGCUGCUCGACAAACUCGCCCAAGUCCAACGCCUAGGCCGUCGUCAAGAGGCUCACUCUAAAAGGCAGGCUAGAACGCAAUCGGAUGGUUGA
Molecule: messenger RNA, 2709 nt
Organism: Pseudozyma hubeiensis SY62
Lineage: Eukaryota; Fungi; Basidiomycota; Ustilaginomycetes; Ustilaginales; Ustilaginaceae
Product: L-aminoadipate-semialdehyde dehydrogenase
Exons: 2
Coding region: 1-2709 (902 amino acids)
Source: RefSeq, a predicted model, not a curated record